AUGAAAUUCCUUCAAGUAUUACUCUUUACUUUGGUUGUUUACACUGCAAGCGCAUAUGCACGAGUCUGUUGUACUAUUUUCGAUGCUGACCAAGGACACAUUCUCAAUGGUACCAAGGAUAUAGCUUCAAUCUUCAUACAAACUGAUGGUAGGGAUCAUGCCGAUUGCCAAGUUGCUAUGGUCAUUAAUGCCGACAUCAAGUAUAAAGGCAAAUGCGCUUUCAGAGAGUCUGAUAACUUGGUGACUGCUGAUAUUCGUGUGAACAAUGCUGACUACCAUGUUUCUUGGAACAGAAGCAAAGAUACUUGUGGUGCCCAUAAUAUUUCAGUAAGAUCUAGUGACUGGUCAAAUGGAAAGUGGGAGCUUCGUCAAUCUUCAAGAAGCUGGAGUAACUGUGCUCCUGCUUGGGCUGGUUUCUAA
This is a messenger RNA of Rhizopus microsporus ATCC 52813, 420 nucleotides long. RefSeq lists its product as uncharacterized. The coding region runs from base 1 to 420 and encodes 139 amino acids. Lineage: Eukaryota; Fungi; Mucoromycota; Mucoromycetes; Mucorales; Rhizopodaceae. The transcript has a single exon. The record is from RefSeq and is a predicted model, not a curated record.